GUCCGGACCGCGCGCGCGGGGUGUCAUGGCGGCCUGCAGGCAGUGCUGCUCGUACCUGAGGCUCCGGCCGCCGGGCUGCGGUCCCCUCCGUCCCCCCGGCCAGCCCGGGCGGAGUCGGCCACUCACCUAUUUGCAGGCGCGAGCGCUGUGGAGCAGCACCGGGUCCCGAACGGUGGCCGUGGACUUGGGCCACAGAAAAUUAGAAAUAUCCUCUGGAAAACUGGCAAGAUUUGCAGAUGGCUGUGCUGUGGUACAGUCAGGCGACACAGCAGUGAUGGUCACAGCAGUCAGUAAAACAAAGCCUUCACCCUCCCAGUUCAUGCCCCUGCUGGUUGACUACAGACAGAAAGCUGCUGCAGCAGGUAGAAUCCCCACAAACUACCUUAGGCGGGAGAUUGGCUCUUCUGACAAAGAGAUUCUCACAAGUCGAGUAAUAGAUCGUUCAAUUCGACCUCUCUUUCCAGCUGGCUAUUUUUAUGAUACUCAGGUAAUAUGUAAUCUACUAGCAGUAGAUGGCAUCAAUGAACCUGAUGUCCUAGCAAUUAAUGGUGCUUCUGUAGCCCUCUCCUUGUCAGACAUUCCUUGGAAUGGACCUAUCGGGGCAGUACGAAUAGGAAUGAUCAAUGGAGAAUGUGUUGUUAACCCGACAAGGAAAGAGAUGUCUUCUAGCACUUUAAAUUUAGUGGUUGCUGGAGCACCUAAAAGCCAGAUUGUUAUGUUGGAAGCCUCUGCAGAAAACAUUCUACAGCAGGACUUCUGUCAUGCUAUCAAAGUUGGAGUGAAGUAUACCCAGCAGAUAAUUCAGGGCAUCCAGCAGUUGGUAAAAGAAAUUGGUGUUGCCAAGAGGACCCCCCAGAAGAUAUUCACCCCUUCACCAGAGAUUGUGAAGUAUGCUCACAAACUCGCCAUGGAGAAACUCUAUGCAGUUUUUACGGAUUAUGAACAUGAUAAAAUUUCUAGAGAUGAAGCUGUUAACAAGAUAAGACUAGACACAGAGGAGCAACUAAAGGAAAAAUUUCCAGAGGUCGACCAGUAUGAAAUAAUAGAAUCCUUCAAUGUUGUUGCAAAGGAGGUUUUCAGAAGUAUUAUUUUGAAUGAAUACAAAAGGUGUGAUGGACGGGAUUUGACUUCACUUAGGAAUAUAAGUUGUGAGGUAGAUAUGUUUAAAACACUUCAUGGAUCAGCAUUAUUUCAAAGGGGACAGACACAGGUACUCUGUACUGUUACAUUUGAUUCAUUGGAAUCCAGUAUUAAGUCGGAUCAAAUUAUAACAGCUAUAAAUGGGGUAAAAGAUAAAAAUUUCAUGCUGCACUAUGAGUUUCCUCCUUAUGCAACCAAUGAAAUUGGCAAAGUUACUGGUGUAAAUAGAAGAGAACUUGGGCAUGGUGCUCUUGCUGAGAAAGCUUUGUUUCCCGUUAUUCCCAAAGAUUUUCCUUUUACCAUAAGAGUCACAUCUGAAGUCCUUGAGUCAAACGGGUCAUCUUCUAUGGCAUCUGCAUGUGGGGGAAGUUUGGCAUUAAUGGAUGCAGGGGUCCCAAUUUCAUCUGCUGUUGCAGGUGUAGCAGUGGGAUUGGUUACCAAAACCAAUCCAGAGAAAGGUGAAAUAGAAGAUUAUCGUUUGCUGACAGAUAUUCUGGGAAUUGAAGAUUACAAUGGUGACAUGGAUUUCAAAAUAGCCGGUACAAAUAAGGGAAUAACCGCAUUACAGGCUGAUAUUAAAUUACCUGGAAUACCAAUUAAAAUUGUAAUGGAAGCCAUUCAGCAAGCAUCAGUGGCAAAGAAGGAGAUAUUACAGAUAAUGAACAGAGUAAUUUCAAAACCUCGAUCAUCUAGAAAAGAAAAUGGACCAGUUGUAGAAACAAUUAAAGUUCCAUUAUCAAAACGAGCAAAAUUUGUUGGACCGGGUGGAUAUCACAUAAAAAAACUUCAGGCUGACACAGGUGUAACAAUUAGUCAGAUUGAUGAAGAAACCUUCUCCAUAUUUGCACCAACACCUAGUGCAAUGCAUGAGGCAAGAGACUUCAUUACCGAAAUUUGCAGAGAUGAUCAAGAGCAACAGUUAGAAUUUGGAGCAGUUUAUACCGCUACAAUAACUGAAAUCAGAGACACUGGCGUAAUGGUAAAACUGUAUCCAAACAUGACUGCUGUGCUACUUCAUAAUACACAACUUGACCAGCGAAAGAUUAAACAUCCCACUGCCCUAGGAUUAGAAGUUGGUCAAGAAAUUCAGGUCAAAUACUUUGGUCGUGAUCCAGCUGAUGGAAGAAUGAGGCUUUCCCGCAAAGUCCUCCAGUCUCCGGCUAUAACUGCUGUCAAAACUCUAAAUGAUAGAAGCAGCAUUGUAAUGGGAGAGUCUGUUUCACAGUCGUCAUCCAACUCUUCCCCUUGACUCCUUUUGGAAAUGGGACUCUAAACUGCUAAUAAUUUGGGAAAAAAUGAAGCCAGAAUUUAAAUGGACAGCUCACUAAUGCCAACAGCAGCAGCACCCUCGGUUCUGCAUAAACCAGCAGCCUACCAUUCAAGCCAGUCUUCCCUUCAUCUUUAUUCAAUUCAUGGUCGUUUUUCAUAAUUUCUAAUGAAGUUUUUGUUUUUGCUUUUUUUGGAGGCAGCAUUUCUCUGUGUAGCCAAGGGUGUACUGGAAUUUGCUCUGUAGACCAGGCUGGCCUUGAACUCAGAUCCACCUGUGCCUGCUUCCUGAGUGCUGGGAUUAAAUGUGUGCACCACCACCACCACCACCACCAGACCCUCUAAUGAAGUUUCUAAUCUGAGCCUGUCAUAUGCCAAAAACUAAUUUAUAGUACCUGAAUACUGCUACUUGCAAAAUGAUCUUUUAUGACCCUUUUUUUUAACAUACCAUGAAUUAGUGUUUAAAUUUUUAUAUAUAAGUGUAAUUUAUAUAUAAAUAUAUAUUUAUUUUGUGCGCUUACAAGCCAUUGUAUGUGUGCGGGGAUCAGGACAACUUGUUGGAGUUGGUUCACUCACACUGUGUGGGUUCCAGGAGACAAACUCAGGGCAUCAGACUUCACAAUAAUCCUUGUACCUUUCCUUGCUGAGCCAUCCGACUUGCUCAAAUUAUGGUUUUUAUGUGACUGUUUUCUUUCCCUUCCAAAACAUUUUAAAUUUCUGGAUCUUAGAUAGAAGCAUGAACAUGAGCUGCUGUCUCUGUUCAGCUCAGCCAAGCAUCACAUUCAUUCAACACCACUAUGGACUAAGCACUAUGGCAUGUACAGGGGAUGUCAGCAAACAGAGCCGAAGUUCAUGUUCACUUCUGCUUGAAGAAAACUGGCAGUAAGCAAGAAUGUAACACGGACAAAGAAGCAGAUACUGUAAUAGAAAGGAGUGAAGUGAUCUGUUCUACUGCUGCAGUGUAGACUAUGAGUAAGAUCAGCUUGGGGAGAGAAAGAUUUAUUUGGCUUACACUCCCCAGAUCACAAUCUGUUGAAGAAAGCCAAGGGAAGAAACUAAAACAGGUCAUGAGGAAUACUUUUUACUGGCUUGCCCUCAAUGGCUUAUUCAGCCUGCCUUUUUAAAUAAAUACUUUUAUAUAUAAAUAGAAUUAUAUAUUUUUUUUUUGUUCGGGGGGUAUCAAGGCAGGGUUUCUCUGUAGACCAGGCUGUAAAGGUGUAUACCACCACCGCCCAACAGCCCACCCUGCUCCCUUAUGCCAUCUAGGACCAACUACUCCAGUGAACUGGGCCCCGCCACAUCAAGGAUUAAUCAAUAAAAUGCCCCCAUAGCCUUGACAAUUGGCCAAUCAGAUGGAAGCAUUUUCUUGCUUGAGGCUCCCUUUUCCCAGAUAAUCCUGGCUUGUAUAAAGUUGACCAAAAAAAUAAAUAAAUAAAAAUCACACAGCCAGGACAAGUGAUAAGAAGUUAUUGUUUGAAAUGAAAUAAUCCAGAACCACUUCUCUGAAUAGAUAUUUAAAGAGACCUGAAUGAAAUAGGAGAUGUGAAGACAAAAUAACACUUUCAUUUUCUUUUUAUUUUUUGGUUUUUCGAGACAGGGUUUCUCUGUAUGCUUUGGAGCCUGUCCUGGAACUAGCUCUUGUAGACCAGGCUGGUCUCGAACUCACAGAGAUCCGCCUGCCUCUGCCUCCCGAGUGCUGGGACUUAAGGCGUGCGCCACCACCGCCCAGCAACACUUUCAUUUUAUAAGUCAGUUUCACAUAAUUUCGUCUUUUGCUUUGUAUUAAGAAUAUAGUCAAGGGCUGGAGAGAUGACUCAGAGGUUAAGAGCACUGACUGCUCUUCCAGAAGUUCAGUUCUCAGAAACCACAUGGUGCCUCACAACCAUCUAUGAUAUCUGAGGACCCACAUGGUGAAUAGAGAAGCAAUUCCCUCAAGUUGUUCUCUGACCUCCAAACAUGCACGAUGGUACUUAAGCACCAAUGCCAAGUAAAUAAAUGUAAUAAAAUUUGUUUUAUAUAUAUAUAACAAGUGGAGAGAGGAGAUAUUUUCAAAACAUUUAAUCAGGCAAACAUGCUUAGUUAUUUCUGAGGAAUAAACGGAAUCACAAAGUUUAA
Myodes glareolus (Bank vole) is the source of this 4521-nucleotide messenger RNA. RefSeq names its product polyribonucleotide nucleotidyltransferase 1 (gene Pnpt1). NCBI's taxonomy places the organism in Eukaryota, Metazoa, Chordata, Mammalia, Rodentia, Cricetidae. Gene Ontology annotation, molecular function: polyribonucleotide nucleotidyltransferase activity; 3'-5'-RNA exonuclease activity; RNA binding. Gene Ontology annotation, cellular component: cytosol; mitochondrion. Gene Ontology annotation, biological process: mitochondrial RNA 3'-end processing; mitochondrial mRNA catabolic process. The record is from RefSeq and is a predicted model, not a curated record.